AUUCGUGCGCGUUGGUUCACUUACACUUCGUGUCCCCAGAGAAAAGCCUUUCUCCUGGCUUUCUCUCGCUCGCUCGCUCUCCGUCUCGCUCUCUCCGGCUAAGCGGGUCUCGCGAACUCUCUAUUUUCGCACUCGGAUCCGAGUCCGGAAUUUGGACUCCGGCUCCGUUUGCCGGAUCGCCGUGCUCAACAAAUAUUUGAAACUGCGAAACUAAGCCAAAACAAUUGAAGUGGAAUUCUCGCGGCACAAUUUGAUAUUAGAUAAAUGAAAUAAUUCACGCCGCUGGCACUUUGAACGUGUAAUCAGGUCACAGGAAUUUCAACAAGACCAUUUUGAUAGUAAUAAUAGAAUUUCAUAAUCGCUGUGGUCCUCGCAAUGCGACUAAUUGGAUUUAUACUGAAUUUGGCAGCCCUAACAGCUGUCUCGUGGGCCAAUCACCACGAGAGCCUCACCCUCAGUCCGGCGGAGCACAGCGUGGUGCGAUAUACCAACGAAUCGCUCAUCGUCCAGUGCCGCAGUCCGGAUCCCAAAGUGCAGCUGCACUGGAAAUCGCCAAAAGGCGAAAUUAUACGCGAGCACAAAGGACGCAUUCACAUUGAGCAAACAUCGGCAGAACAAUUGAAAAUCGUUUUCGCCCACAUCGCAUUGGCCGACAAGGGCAAUUGGUCCUGCGAAGCUGCUGAUGGAAGUCUGCAUAGUAAAUCCUUCGAUUUGAUUGUGUACCAGAAAAUUACAUUCACGGAAAAUGCCACCGUGAUGACCGUCAAGGAGGGCGAGAAGGCGACCAUCCUGUGCGAGGUGAAGGGCGAGCCCCAGCCGAAUGUCACCUGGCACUUCAACGGACAGCCCAUCAGUGCCGGCGCGGCCGACGACUCCAAGUUCCGCAUCCUGGCCGAUGGUUUGCUCAUCAACAAGGUAACACAGAAUGACACCGGCGAGUACGCGUGCCGGGCAUACCAAGUCAACUCGAUUGCUUCCGAUAUGCAGGAGCGCACAGUUUUGAUGAAAAUCGAACACAAGCCCAUUUGGUCCAAGACGCCCUUUGUGAGCCUUAAGUACGCCUACAUUAAUGGCACCGCCACCCUCGUGUGCGAAGCUCAGGCGGAACCGCCCGCCAAUUUCACCUGGUACCGCAAACAUAACAAGCUGUACAGCAACAACAGGAGCUACACCAUCGAGACGGACAGCUACUGGUCCCGCCUCACCAUCCACGUGCUGAACACCAGCGCCUUCGAUAAUUACAGGUGUCGAGCCAAGAACGACCUGGGCGUCAUCGAGAGGACCACGCGAUUGGAGCAGGGCGACAAGCCCCCGGCUCCCACCAACUUCCAGCUGCGUGGCUUCAAUUCGAACACCUUCGACGUGGUUCUCAGUGCCCCGCGAGGUCCCCUCGACAGUCCCAUGGGGGUCAAUGGCUUCCGCAUCGAGUACAUGACCGAAAUGGAGUUCAAGUCGGAGGUGGGCAAGUGGACCAAUGCCAGGCGGAAGGACUAUCCCUUCGAAGAGGGAGCAACAUUCCUUCUGACAAAUUUAGAGCCAGAUACAAACUACCUGGUGAGGGCAGCAUCUCGGAACCUGGCCGGCUUCAGUGACUUUACCAGGGUGGAGAAGUACAAGACACUCUCCCUGGAGCCUCGGGCCUCCUCGGGCAUCCUCAAACCCACGACUCUCCUGCUGGGACUGCUCAUCCUAACGGGUCUCGUGCGGCCAAACCUCGGAUGA
Molecule: messenger RNA, 1722 nt
Organism: Drosophila takahashii
Lineage: Eukaryota; Metazoa; Arthropoda; Insecta; Diptera; Drosophilidae
Gene: fipi
Product: factor of interpulse interval
Cellular component (GO): neuron projection
Molecular function (GO): protein binding
Source: RefSeq, a predicted model, not a curated record